GAUUUUAUUUUAAAAUUGUUAAAUAAGGAUAAUGGGUGGUGGUUAAACUAUCAGUAAUAGUUAAACAAUAAAACUACAUAAAAAUAAAUAACAAACAAUUUGUUGUUUAUUGUCAUCCACAACAAGUGUUAAUAAUUGAUUUUAGUCUCCAAAAUGCAUAAAAUUUUGCAUUUGGAUCUCAAAGGAGCGCCUAUGAAAAUCCCUUUUUUCGAGGAGGUGAUCAAAUCUCCCGUUAAAUGGGGCUGUACAGGAGUUUUGAUAGAGUGGGAGGACACGUUUCCUUAUACCGGUGAGCUUGCAGAAAUUGGCAGUAAUGGGUCCAGCUGUGGUGACAAUAUGUACACUAGAGAGGAAGCGAAGUAUAUAAUAAAGUGUUCAUAUGAUUUGGGCUAUGAUGCGAUUCAAUUAAUACAAACAAUUGGACACAUGGAGUUUGUCCUCAAGCAUCCCAAGUUCAAACGUCUUAGGGAAGAACGUAAGUCACCAUCUGUUCUGUGCCCAUCUCGUCCAGAGUCCCUCAGCCUUGUAAAAGAGAUGCUACGACAGGCGAUGGAUUUACAACCGGAUGCCAGAUACAUUCACAUUGGAGCCGAUGAGGUUUGGCACACAGCGGUUUGCGACGAAUGUAAAAAACGAGCCAUGUCUAACGAGCAUGGGGUACCGUCGAUAUUCUUGGAGCACAUACGAGAAAUUGUCACGUUCAUCAAAAAGUACUCACAAGUACCAGUGACUGUCCUGAUGUGGGACGACAUGCUACGGACCAUCAACGUAGAGACCUUGAAACAUUACAAAAUAGGAGAUUUGGUCCAGCCGGUUAUAUGGAAUUACAAUGUUAAGGAGCAUUUCCAUUUCUCGCCACAGAUGUGGACUUCAUACGAACAGAUAUUCACAUUUGUAUGGGCUGGAUCUGCUUAUAAAGGAGCCAAUGGGAGUUGCAAGAUGGCGUCACCCAUCGCCCGUUAUGCCAGCAACCAAGAGGGUUGGAUGCAUUUGAUCAAAAACAACAAAUAUAAAGUUAGUUUCUCCGGAAUGGUCUUUACAGGAUGGUCGAGAUAUGAUCACUACGCUACCAUGUGCGAGCUGAUGCCGGUGGCGUUUCCGAGCUUGGCAACUUGUAUGAAUUAUUGGACUGAAAUAUAUAAGCGGAAUGAUGAUAACAUUGUUAUAAUCGACGACUUGCCGCUAAUAGAAUGGCCCGGAAUGUAUUUGGCGGAGAUGAUCAUGCACAGGCUUGCGAACUUAAAGGAUCAAUCGAACAACCUCAUACAUGGAGACAUGGUAGCGACUUGGCUGAACCCUUGGCAAUUGGAACAUUCAUUCACGAGUCCGGUACAAGUGGAAUGCAUCAAGAAUACUGCUGAGACAUUAAUAAACCAUUUCAAAGAAAUACAAAGGCCACUAAUAGCUCAUUUGAAUUUGAUAACUGGUAAAAGAAGCGUUGCAGAAUGGAUGGGAACUAACUUCACACCAACAGUAAACGGGCUUGAGAAGAUACAUGAAGCGGCAUCCAACCGUAUCAAAGCUGGAGCAAGCGUUAAACCUAAAUAAAUUAAUAUAUAUAUAUAUAUAUAUAUACUUUUUGGUGGGAAA
Molecule: messenger RNA, 1590 nt
Organism: Nymphalis io (European peacock)
Lineage: Eukaryota; Metazoa; Arthropoda; Insecta; Lepidoptera; Nymphalidae
Product: hexosaminidase D-like
Exons: 11
Coding region: 154-1548 (464 amino acids)
Biological process (GO): carbohydrate metabolic process
Molecular function (GO): hexosaminidase activity
Source: RefSeq, a predicted model, not a curated record